This is a messenger RNA of Ostrinia nubilalis (European corn borer), 2959 nucleotides long. RefSeq names its product zinc finger protein 287-like. The record is from RefSeq and is a predicted model, not a curated record. Bases 264 to 2693 code for a protein of 809 amino acids. Gene Ontology annotation, biological process: regulation of transcription by RNA polymerase II. Gene Ontology annotation, molecular function: zinc ion binding; RNA polymerase II cis-regulatory region sequence-specific DNA binding; DNA-binding transcription factor activity, RNA polymerase II-specific. Gene Ontology annotation, cellular component: nucleus. The transcript is spliced from 6 exons. Lineage: Eukaryota; Metazoa; Arthropoda; Insecta; Lepidoptera; Crambidae.
UAUCUAGUUGGUAUUGUUGAUCUAAGGCCAACACUUCUUCGCUCUGCUUCGAUCCAGUUUGCUACGCUCCGCUUUGGUGGAAACCGGGUCUUAUCAUCUUAUGGGGAAAACUGUAAAAAAAAACUGGCAAAAAGGUUUAGUCCAAGUCUGUACGAAAAUUUAAAAAAAGUAAAGUCACAACAAAAAAAAGUAAACAAAUUGCUAAUUUGUGUGAAAUAAAUAAUAAUGAUUUAUUUGUGAUAUUUCUCCAAAAGCCGUACAGAAUGGCUGGUCUCUUAUGUAGAAUAUGCCUGGCACGUGAUACUCGUAUGUGUACAAUGUACAACACGCCACUGGAAGUGCUUUAUCAAAAAAUCACAAAAAUACCUCUUAAAACAAAAGACGGAAGACCGCACGUGGUGUGUUAUGUCUGCUACCAUUUAUUGAGCAAGUGUCACAAAUUCAUUGAAAGUGCCGUUAAAACUGACAAAGUUCUUCAACGACUAUGUAGCAGUGGUAUACAGUUAACCGAGCAGCAUAUUGCAGCGAUAGACAAGGCUUUCUUACUCACACCAUUAACUAAGUCACGCGUUAUAAAUGUAAACGCAAUAAGCGAUUCAGACGGAGUCAGUAUAGAAGUGGCUGAAGUCAAGAGAGAAAUUGAAGAAGAUAAGCCUAUAUAUUAUGAGGUGGAAGUUGUUAAAGAAAAAGCUGAUUCUUUAGGUUUUGACGGUAUAAAUAAUACAGAACAUAGUUCAAAACAGUACGCUUGUACUAUCUGUGGUCAUUGCUUGCUCACCAAAGCUGAAGCUAGGAAGCACUACAAAUGGCAUGGCACCUCCGAAGAACCCUAUCUGGACUGUCUGAAUUAUUUAUUUGGCACUCCACCAACUGUGGAAGUCACUAUGCAACCUAUCACGGCGCCAACUGACAGCAAAGAAGUAAUAAAGGCGCCAACUGACCACAAAGAAGCUCUACCGGCGUCAACUGGCAGCACACAAGCAGUGAAGACGCCAACAUACAGCAUACAAGCUAUGACUGCGCCAAAUGGCAGCAAACAAUCACUAACGGCACUAACUGGCAAUUUACAAGUAGUGAUGGCACCAACUGACAGCAAAAAAUCACUAACGGUGCCAACUGACUACAAAGAAUCACACGCGGUGCCAACUGAUAGCAAAGAAUCACUAACGACGCCAACUGACAGCAUUCAAGCUGUGACGGCGCCAUCUUACAGCAUACAAGCGUUGACGGUGCCAACUGACUACAAAGAAUCACACGCGGCGCCAACUGACAGCAAAGAAUCACUAACGGCGCCAACUGACGGCAUUCAAGUGGUGACGGCGCCAACUCAUAGCAGAAAAGUGCUGAAGGCGUCAAGUGACAGCAAAGAAACAGUAACGGCGCCAACUGACAGCAUACAAGUGGUGACGGCGCAAACUAUCAUAGCGUCCGACACUAGUCCAACGAAGAUUGAAAAUGAUGAAGAAAAGCCUAAGAAAGUGGAAUUAGACGAAAAAUCAAAUUUACCCGAAGAAGUAAAAGAAGGAUUGCCAAAACUUUACAAAGACGUAAAAAAAUUAACGAAGAAAGAGCUUAAAAAGGACGUCAGUAAAAAAACUGUAAAACCAAACAAUAUAAUAAAGAAAAAAGAAAAAGCAACUAACAGUGAAGUGACUAUAAAAAAGAGAAAACUCACUAAAAACAUGAAACCAAAUAGAAAAAAUGAAACAAAAUUGGCCAUUAGUAAUAAUUUAAUCGAAAACGAGGUAUAUUAUGAAGUCCCAUUAUUUAAAUCGGAUGACCCGUUAGACACAAAUUAUAAAGAUAAUACACCAAAUACAGAUAGAUUAGACAGUUCAGACACGAAUAUGGACACGGAAGAUAUAGAACAAAAUGAUGAAAAUGAAACGAAAAAAAUUACAGCAACAGAAAAAACAUUUCCAUGUGAUACUUGUAAAAAAGUCUUCCCAAGUAAUGCGAGGUUGAAACGCCAUAGACGUGUGCACACGGGCGAGAAACCAUUCUCAUGCGAACAUUGCUCGAAAACAUUCGCAGACAAAUGUAACCUAAGUCGACAUUCCCGAAUCCAUUCCGGAGAAAAGCCAUUCGAGUGCUAUCUCUGCGGAAAAUGUUUCUCGAUUAAAACUCACUUGAGCGUUCACUUACUCACGCACAAUAAUUCUAGUAAAAUACGAAUUAAAAACACUUUGUCGUGCGAUGCUUGUGGAAAAAUAUACACGCACAAAAUGAAUUUAGCACGGCACAUAUCAAUAAAGCAUGGCAAUGUGGCGCAAGAAAAGGACGAUUCGAAAUCAUUUUCAUGCGAUUUGUGCCAGUUCAAAUGUAACGAUAAGCACUAUUUGGUUAAGCAUAUGAAAAUGCACGUUGAAGAUAAACCGUUCACGUGUACUUUCUGUGGGAAGGGUUUCACGAAAAAUCAACUUUUGAAAGACCAUGUUCGAACUCACACGGGUGAAAAACCGUAUCUGUGCAAUAAGUGUGGCAUGAAAUUUAUACAGAAAAGCAAUUUGAAGCGACAUCUUAAUUGUUGCAGCAAAAAGAAUGUAACUGAGAAACGGUUUCCGUGCAAUUGUUGUGGUAGAUUGUUUGGACAUAGAAGCAAUUUGAAACGCCAUCUACAAAGCUGCAAAAUGAAUGUCGCUAAAGAUUCUUUGGCAAAGCUUGUUGGUAGGACAGUGAAGCGUCGUGUUUAGCGGUUUUGUUAUAUUUUCUAAAAUUGUGCUUACCCGACUAUUAAAUCCUACUAAUAUUAUAAAUGCGAAAGUUUGGAUGUCUGGAUGUUUGUUACUCUUUCACGCAAAAACUACUGAAUGCAUUUUGAUGAAACCGUAAUUGAAACAGUAACCUGAAAAAAUACAAAUAAUUUAAAUUUCUGCAAAUCCUUUAUGGAAAACUGUAACAUAAUGUAUUGUAAAUAAUAUUGUAUAGAUUUGAAAUAAAUGAAUUAUUGUGCCAUUUU